AUUUGCAGUACUAUUAGGCAGAGCUAUCAGUUUUUCAUCUCAUUAGUAAGGCAUUCAAAAUAAAUAAAAGUGUUUAACAAGUGAAUUAUAGCAUUUGCGGAUAUUAUAUUUGUGAUAUAUAAAGGAAAAGAAUUGAUAGAGCCAGUAAACAUUAAUUAAAGUGAUUUCAAUAAGGAAAAAAAAACAUACAUCGGAAGAAAAUUCUUGAAUUUCAAUAUUCUCAGAUAGGGAAGAAAGGGAAUGUUUAAUGGCAAUCAGCAAUAUUCGAACAAGUGUCGCUUAUGGCCGAAUCUGUUAAUAAAAAGUUGCUCUCUGCAUUGACGGAGGGGCAUGAAAAAGAAUUAAGAUCAUCGGCAAGAAAAAUUAGUAAAACAUCAAACACAUCAGCUACUGGAAGUGCAAAUAAAAAUACAACAAAGUCAACAAAAAUACAGAAGAAUACAGUCAACGAUUCCGGCAGUGGCAAACAGAAUAAUAGUUUGAGAUCUGAAUCAUCGAGAUCUCCAACAAUAAACAGUAAUCGAACACCACGAAAGCGACUCUUGAACAUUUUAUUAAACUCAAAUAGUACAACAGAAGAAGAUACUGAAGAAGAAGUUUUACCUUCAGUCUCUGGAAAUAGACGAACAAAACGACGUCGACGAAAUUUCUCAAGUUCUACGUCAUCAUCCUAUACAUCUUCAUCAUUAACAACAAAUUCAAAUAAUACAGGCAGUGUGUCAGCAGCUCAAAAGCAACAAGCUUCCUCGGUCGAUCAGGAUUUAAUAGCUUUUCGUACUCGCUCAAGAACACACUCAGUUGAGCACUUAGAAAUUGAAAGUCCAUCAAGAGCCAAUAAUAGCUUAGAUAGUAGCAAGCUCAAACAGUCUGCUGGUCGUUAUUCGUCAUCAAAACAACAACAGCAACAGAAAGUAAAUAGUGAUAAAGACGUGUGUGAAGAGAAUUCUCAUUUAAGUAGUAGUGAUAAAGUCGUAACUAAUAAUAAUAAAAAGACAAUAUCUGAAUCAGUGAAUAAUAUUAAUAAUAGAAAGUCAAAGGAACAAUCAAGUAAUUAUCAAAACACUACAAAUAAUAAUCUAAAUAAAAGUAACAGUGCAAGUGCAAGUGCUGAUAAUCGUCAGUCACAGCAAAAAGCUUCCAGAAAGUUGCGGUCACACAAAGUUGAUACGACAGUAGGAAAGGAAAAGCAAUCUGUACCAAAACAUAAUUUACGUCGUAAAGCAUCAUCGCCUGGUGUCACACCAAAGAAACGUCAGCGAAUAACUGAUAUUAAUAAUCGGAGCACGGCUGAGCGAAAUACAGGAUUAGAUAAUAGUAAAGUAGACUCGACUAACUCAAAGACACCCUUGAAUCUGGGGGCACGACUAGCAAGAGGUAGGGAGCCCCAUACUUUCGAUCAAGAAUUGUUACAGCCAUCCACAAGUAAUCAACAACAAAAUUUGGGGCACCCACCAACAUCGUCACAUAAUCUUAGACGAAGCUCUCGUGGAAAAUCUUCAACAACGGGUUCUUGUGUUUCAUCGUCAGCUUCCACUAAUACUGUAGCAUCGAAUCCGAGAAACGGAGGAAAGAAUAAUAAGCAUCAGUUAACAAGUGGAAGCGACAACGCAAGUACUUCCCAAAGUAUUCCGACAAUGGCAAAUAAUGAUGGCUCACAGUCGCAACAGCAACAACAGACAUCAUCGUCAGCUCCAACAUUCUUAUUCUUUCAUAAGGCAAGUGGAGCAAAUAGCAAUACAAAUGAAGCUACAACAAUUUAUGUUCCUACUCCAUCGACAUCAUCGACUGUAAAUCCAUUGACAAAUAAUUUGACUGCAGGAACGUCUACAAGUGCACAGGCACAACAGCCAGGAACGUCAGGAACGCUUCAUCCAGAUUCAGAAAGUGAUGAUAGUGAAGUAGGAAGACUACAAGCAUUAUUAGAGGCCAGAGGAUUACCUCCUCAAUUAUUUUCAGCUCUUGGACCACGAAUGCAUCAUCUUUUACAUCGUACAAUGGGAACUAAUAGUACGUCGAAAGCUCAGCAGUUAUUACAAGGAUUACAGUGCAAUGAUGAAAGUCAACAAUUGCAAGCAGCAAUUGAAAUGUGUGAAAUGUUAGUUAUGGGAAAUGAAGAUACAUUAGCAGGAUUUCCAAUUAAACAAGCAGUUCCAGCUCUCAUUACUCUCGUUCGUAUGGAACAUAAUUUUGAUAUGAUGAAUCAUGCUUGUCGUGCAUUUGCUUACAUGCUAGAAGCUCUUCCUCGUUCGUCUGGAACUGUUGUUGAAGCCAUUCCUGCUUUACUCGAGAAAUUACAAACAAUUCAGUGUAUGGAUGUGGCUGAACAGAGUCUUACAGCAUUAGAAAUAUUAUCGAAACGUCAUAAUAAAGCGAUAUUACAAGCAAAUGGCAUAUCAGCUUGUCUUACCUUCCUGGAAUUUUUCUCGACGAAUGCACAACAUGCUGCUUUAGCAAUCACAGCAAAUUGUUGUCUCAAUUUACAUACUGAAGAAUUUCAAUUUGUUAAAGAUUCAUUACCGCUAUUAGCACGUUUAUUGUCACAACACGAUAAGAAGAGUGUCGAACGCAUUUGUAAUGCAUUCUAUCGGCUCAUUGAUAGUUUCCAACAUGAAUCAGUGAUUUUACAAGAAAUUGCCAGCAUGGAAUUGCUUAAAAAUUGUCAACAAUUGCUCGUUGUUACACCGCCAGUUCUUAAUACUGUAACUUUUACAAAUGUCGUCCGAAUGAUGAGCGUUAUGUGUGCCAAUUGUCCUGAUUUGGCGAUUACGUUGCUCAAAAAUGACAUUGCAUCGACUCUUUUAUAUUUACUAACGAACUCAGCAACGCGCAAAAAUGGUGAAGUUGAUUUAGUUCAACGAAGUCCAUCGGAAUUGUACGAAAUUACAUGCUUAAUUGGAGAAUUAAUGCCUCGAUUACCAACUGACGGCUUAUUUUGUGUUGAUACUCUCCUUGAACGUUCGAGUAAUGCCACACAAGAUGCAAUUCAAUGGCAAUGGCGUGAUGAAAAAGGUGUUUGGCGACCAUAUUCAUCUAUUGAUUCGAGAAUCAUUGAAGCUGCACACCAAAAUUCUGAUGAAGAAAUCAGUUUGUCUACAAUGGGACGUACUUAUACAAUAGAUUUUCAUGCGAUGCAACAGAUUAAUGAAGAUAGUGGAACAACACGUGCUGUACAAAGAAAAAUCAAUACACAUUUAGAGCAGCAACAAAUGAUGAUUUCGAGUGCCUCAAAUGGUGGAAUGGAUAAUGAAGGAUUCUCUGGAAUGAUGAAUUUAUCAACAAGACCACCAAAUGCAAUACGUGACGCUAGAAUUGCUUGUUUAAAGGAAGAACGUGGACUUGCAGCUGAAUUUAUUAAGAAUUUAUUCUCUGUACUCUAUGAAGUUUAUAGCUCAUCGGCUGGUCCUUCUGUACGCUACAAGUGUUUAAGAGCAUUACUUCGUAUGGUUUACUUUGCUAAUGCCGAUUUAUUAAAGGAUGUUUUAAAGAAUCAACUCGUUUCAUCACACAUUGCUGGAAUGAUGGCAUCAAAUGAUCUCAGAAUUGUUGUUGGAGCUUUACAAAUGGCUGAAAUAUUAAUGCAAAAAUUACCCGAUGUUUUUGGCGUUCAUUUUCGACGUGAAGGUGUUUUACAUCAAAUUAAUCAGCUUGCUGAUCCAUUAUUUCCAAUUUGUUCUGCUCCAUCACCAAAAUCGAAUAAUGUAGCAAAUAGUGCCCCGGCAAGUGCAAAUAUUACAACUCCAAUGCCUCAAUUUGAUUUCGAUAAUGUUGCGUCAACAUCAAAGGGCAUUAAUUCAACUAGUUCAUCUCAUGUUAAGAAUUUGAGUGCAUCAUUGAAUGCUACAAAAGCAAUGACCAUGUCGAUGCCAUCAACAAGUGCAUCAUUAUUACAGUCUGCUCAAAUAGUUGGAACGCCACAGGGUUCGUUUGCAAUUAAUCUUAAUACAGCAUCGUCUAGCAAUAAAUUGAUGCCUACAAGUACAAUAGAUUCACUUGGAUGUUCACAAGCUGCAUCAUCAUCCACAACACCAUCAAAUGGCAAUUUAUUAAUGAAUGCUAUUUAUCAUAUACCUGAGCCUGGUUCGCUUAGAAAUUAUCACAGCUAUCAUCCAGGACUACACGGAGGUAAUAUAUAUUCAACCACUAUUCAGCAGCCAAAUAAUAUCUUCCAAACAGUCGUUGCAUCAGCUCCGCCCUCGGUACAUCAUCAUCACCACCAUCAUCAUCAUACUGAUCCUAGUCUAGUUCCGUCUUAUGCACCAAUUGAACCUCCAUUAGCCAAUAAUGAUCGCAGUGGAAGCUCUGGAAGUAAAGUAUCUGAUAUUUUGAAAAGAAAAGUUCCGCCCAAACGAAAGUCUCAACAGAAUAACAAGUCAAAGAAUCGUAAUGAUGAACAGGCACAAAAUAAUACUGCAGUUGCAAUUCCAACGGCUGGAUCAUCAUCAAAUGUUGUACAAGAUUUUAUCAAUAAAGCAAGUAAUUUGGGAACAACAGGUGGACGAAAUACACCAUCAACAAGUUCCUCGUCGUCACGUUCGAGGUUUUCAGGUGCAUCUUCAAAGACUUCAUCGUUUUUGGCAUCUCUUAAUCCCGUUCGUUGGGGACGUACUUCAUCCCAUUCAACAUUCAGUGGAUCAAGCAGCUCGAGUAAAGAUAAUGGCAAUAAUUUAAAUAAGAGUGCAUCAAAUUCAAAUCUAAUUGCUGCUGGAAAUCGUGAAAAGGCUCGUCAAUGGAUUCGUGACCAAUCCAUUUCAUUUGCAAAGAGAUAUUCCGAUCAUGAAUCGUCUAGUACACAUCCAGCAUUGUCUAUUUUGGCUCGCUUAACUGCUGCCAUACAGAAACUUGAUGGAUCUUACGAUAAUUGCUUAAAAGCAUUGGAAGAAUUGAGAAAUAUUCUAAUUGAAAGCGAUAUUUCGCCGUUUGAAGUUAAUCAUAGUGGAUUAAUUAAAGCAAUGCUUAAUUUCAUGACCAAUGAAAAUGGAAAUGUUUCUCGAAAUGAUCGUUUACGCUUAUUCCUGUUUGUUUUCGCAAACACGCCAUUAGAUGGAAAUCACAGUGGUUUAGUCAACGUUAAUCCCUCAGCAUUUAGCUCUUUUGUUUUGAAAUUAAAUGGAUGUGUCACGCAGUUGGAACAAUUUCCAGUCAAAGUGCACGAUUUUCCAACAGGCUCCGGCAGUGGACGAUCGAAUACAAGUGCUCUUAAAUUUUUCAACACUCAUCAAUUGAAGUGUAACCUACAAAGACAUCCAGACUGUACAAAUCUCCGGCAGUGGAAAGGUGGGGCUGUAAAGAUAGAUCCCUUAGCAUUAGUGCAAGCGAUUGAACGUUAUCUCGUAGUUCGUGGAUAUGGUGGAAUUCGCACUGACUCAGAAGAAGAUUCUGAGGAAGAUAUUGACAAUAUUGAUACUGCUGCUAUGAUUAGCAUGGGUGGAACGAAGCAUAAGCUGCAAUUUUUAAUUGGUGAUCAUGUUUUGCCAUACACAAUGACAGUUUAUCAAGCUAUACGACAAUAUUCUCCAUUGGUCAACGAUCAAUCUGAGACAGACACUGAUACAGAAACGCCAAUUGGAAAUGCGAGUAUCUGGAUUCAACAGCACACAAUUUACUAUCGUCCAGUUGAGGAUAAUUCAAAUGCUAAUGCUAAUAAGGCAGGAAGUUGUAGUAUUCAGUCAACAACCACAACAUUUACGUCAUCACGUAAAAAUAGCAAGAAUUCUGUUGUCAAACUUCAGCAGAAUCGUCGUAAACCUGAAUUUUGGAUUGACGGGUCAGUUCCUGCAAUUUUAUCGCCAUUAACUUCAUUCUUGUUGCCAAAACUACCCGACUUGGAAACUGUUGAGGAUGCAUCAAUUGAAGUAUUGGCUCUUUUGAGAAUCCUUAACGGACUUAAUCGUCAUUGGGCAACACUCUAUUAUUCCGUUCCUCAAUCUCAUAUAAUCGCUCAGUCUGAAUUCAUUCAUUCUAAGAUUGCAGCAAAAGCUAGUCGUCAACUACAAGAUCCAUUAGUGAUAAUGACUGGGAACUUGCCGACAUGGUUACAGGAGAUUGCUACAUCAUGUCCAUUCCUCUUUCCAUUCGAAACACGCCAUUUACUGUUUUAUGCAAUAUCAUUUGACCGUGAUAGAGCUUUACAGCGACUGAUAGACACAACGCCAGACCUUAAUUCUGCCGACACAUCUGAACGAGUCACUCCAAGAUUAGAUCGAAGAAAACGUGCCAUUUCUCGUGAGGAUAUCCUCAAGCAGGCAGAAGUAAUCAUUCAAGAUUUCGGACAUUCAAAGGCAUUGCUAGAGAUUCAAUAUGAGAACGAAGUGGGAACUGGAUUAGGUCCAACAUUAGAAUUUUAUGCGCUAGUCUCGACAGAAUUGCAACGACGAGAUUUAGGAUUAUGGAAUGACAAUAAUGACACAUACAAGCAUCAACAGUCGGAUGUAGUAAAGUCACCAUCAAAUCAAGUAGCUGAUGUAUCUGACACACAAAUCAUGUACAUUCAUCAACACACAGCAUCGUUGAAUACGUUGGAAAGUGAUAUGCGAGGAAAUAAUAAUAGUGAUAACAUUGUGAUGAAUAAUAAUCAAAUAAAUAUGCAAAUUGAGCAGCAUCAUGAGACAGGUGAAUCGGAAAUUCUGCAAAUAACUCGACAGCCUUCCGGAUCAGUGAUUAAGCAUGAGAUUGUUCAAUAUGUGAAUGCGUCUCACGGGCUAUUCCCGAUAUCGUUAAGUAAAACUGCAAAGACGUCUCAAAUCUCAAGAUUGAAGUUUAAAUUCAAGUUCUUGGGCAAAUUUAUGGCUAAAGCUGUGAUGGAUAGCAGAAUGCUGGAUCUUCCAUUAUCGACACCAUUUUAUCGCUGGAUUCUUGGAGAGGAAAAUUCUCUGAGCUUGGCUGAUUUGAAUCAAGUAGCACCAGAAGUUCAAGGAACAUUAUUACGAUUGAAUGAAAUUGUCAAGAGACGAGAAAUUAUCCAAUCAGACCCAACACUGGACGUUAUGGAAAAGACUGAAAAGAUUGAAGCAUUAGAUCUAGAUGGAUGCUUAAUAGCUGAUCUCGGACUAGAUUUCGUAUUACCUGGCUAUCAAAAUGUUGAGUUACGACGUGGAGGACGCGAUAUUCCUGUAACAAUUCACAAUUUGCACCAAUACAUAUCUCUAGUUACUCAUUGGUUCUUAGUAGAAGGUGUAUCCCGUCAAUUUGAAUCGUUUAGAGAAGGAUUUAAUUCCGUGUUUCCAGUCCAUCAUUUGAGGAUAUUUUAUCCAGAGGAGUUGGAAAAUGUAUUCUGUGGAUCAGGAACUGCAAACUUCCAGAAAUGGGACGCAAAAAUGCUGGGAGACUGCUGUAGAGCAGAUCAUGGCUUCACACAAGACUCACUUGCCAUUCAAUACUUUUACGAUAUUCUCAGUCAAUAUAAUCGUGAUGAACAAAGACUCUUCUUGCAGUUUGUAACUGGAACUCCUCGAUUACCGACGGGUGGAUUUAAAUCAUUAACACCACCGCUAACGGUUGUUCGUAAAAAGGUUGAUGGAAAUCAAAGUCCAGAUGAAUAUUUGCCAUCUGUCAUGACAUGUGUAAAUUAUUUGAAAAUUCCUGAAUAUUCCUCGCGUGAGGUGAUGAAAGAAAAGUUACAUAUUGCCGCAUCCGAAGGAAGCAUGAGUUUUCAUCUUUCAUAAAACACUAUUAGAAUUCAUAAUAAUAGUAUAUUUAAACAUAUUGAUAUAAUCCAAAUCCGAAAUCUUAUUAAGUAGUAGCUUUGAAAAAGUAAUAAAACAUUAUCAACUUGGACAUUUUUCUCUCAUUUAACGCGUAAUCGGAACUGAUGAGGUUUUUUUUUCGUAUGGAUAUGAGAAAAAGACAUCACUUGAUAAGCCUUCGAAAGCAGAUCCACAAGAGUAAAUAAUUGUGUGUAUAUGUGACUGCACAUGAAUGCCAAAGGCUCAAUGAUAUAAAUUACUGGUUUUUUUACACAAAAAUGUUUGGUUUUUUGGUCAAGUGACGUGUGACUAUGUUUUGGACAUUGUCGGUAACUCUAAAGAGAACUUUAAGUUUAAAUUUAAUUGAAAUAUAUUUUGAUAAGAGUAUUUUUAUGAUUUGUCUUUGAACUUAAGAUGAUUUAUUAUGUGCAAAUAAGAAUUAUGGGAUAUUAAUGAUAAUGAUUGUGUGAUUUGUAAUAAUGUUCAGCAGUUCCCCCCGCCCAUAAGUAAGCAACUCACAAUAUAAUUAUUAUCAAAUAGAACAUAAUGUAAUCAAUCAAGUAAAGAAUAAACAAUAACCAUUUGAAAAUUUAUCCCUUAAAAUAUCUUGUUAUUUGUGUUCCUCAAAUACUUUUCAGACCUCAUCAUCGUGCCUAUUAUUGAGAUAGCAACACAAAUGUCGUUUUCUUUACAGCAUACACAUAUAUAUUAUUUUUACUAUUUAUUUUCGGAAUAAACAAAAAUGCAUACAUUAUCAUGUCACACUGGACUCUAAUUUAAAAA
Messenger RNA from Chironomus riparius, 8465 nucleotides. NCBI's taxonomy places the organism in Eukaryota, Metazoa, Arthropoda, Insecta, Diptera, Chironomidae. The record is from the annotation of a GenBank genome assembly.